Messenger RNA from Rhincodon typus (whale shark), 1926 nucleotides. RefSeq names its product sodium- and chloride-dependent neutral and basic amino acid transporter B(0+)-like. Gene Ontology annotation, molecular function: L-proline transmembrane transporter activity. Gene Ontology annotation, biological process: sodium ion transmembrane transport. Bases 1 to 1926 code for a protein of 641 amino acids. The transcript is spliced from 14 exons. The record is from RefSeq and is a predicted model, not a curated record. Gene Ontology annotation, cellular component: membrane. Lineage: Eukaryota; Metazoa; Chordata; Chondrichthyes; Orectolobiformes; Rhincodontidae.
AUGGACCAGAGGGACAUGGCUUUAUCUGAGCUGUCACAGACUGAACAGGAAACACACUGUCUGGCAGAUACAGUGAGUAUUUUAUCAAAAGAAAAUAAUGAAAAAGUAAAGAGAGAUAACUGGUCUUCGAAGACUGACUACUUGCUCUCGAUGAUCGGCUGUGCUGUGGGUCUGGGCAAUGUCUGGAGAUUCCCUUACCUGGCUUACAGACAUGGAGGAGGUGUAUUUCUUAUUCCCUAUUCUGUCAUGCUGGGCCUUGUUGGAAUACCAAUGUUUUUCUUGGAGUCUUCCUUUGGGCAGUUUGCCAGCCUUGGGCCUGUUGCAGUGUGGAAAUCUGUACCAAUAUUACAAGGUGUUGGAAUCACCAUGGUCCUUCUGAUUACAAUUGCCAAUAUUUCUUAUGCCUGUAUCAUCAGCUACAGUCUGUACUACCUGUUUGCUUCCUUCCAAUCACCCCUGCCGUGGGCAGACUGCUUCAGUUGGUGGGGAGCAGAUGAAACAUGCAGCAGGACUUCCAAAGAUCCAUUCUGCAACUUUACUCUGGACGAUGGAUAUUUUGAAAUUGUUAAUACAACAUGGCUGCAGAUGUACAAUGAAACUUGUCCAAAUGGAUCAGAAAUCUCUUUUCCUCACCAGGGUCCGGGUGAACAAUACUGGGACAAAGCAGUUUUGCACCGUACAAGUUCAUUGGAUGAGACUGGGGAGAUAGUCUGGUAUUUAGCUCUCUGUCUACUUCUAGUCUGGCUGAUGGUUGGGGCAGCAGUUUUGAAAGGAAUCAAAUCUUCAGGAAAGGCUGUUCAUUCCACUGUAAUGAUCCCAUAUGUGGUUCUGACCAUACUCCUGAUCCGAGGGGUUACCCUGGAGGGAGCCUCUGAAGGAAUUGACUUCUACAUCGGAAGCCAGUCAGACUUCUCCAAACUGGCUGACGCUGAGGUGUGGAAAGAUGCUGCAACACAAAUUUUCUACUCGGUCUCAGUGGGUUGGGGCAGUUUAAUCACAUUGUCAUCCUACAACAAAUUCCACAACAACUGUUAUCAAGAUACCAUCGUUGUCUGUGUUGUUAAUUGCGCUACAAGUGUGUUUGCGGGAUUUGUCAUCUUCUCCACUCUUGGACACAUGGCUCAUGUGCAAAACAAGCCUGUUUCAGAGGUUGCACAGUCAGGUUUGGCUUUAGCCUUUAUUGCCUACCCAGAGGCCCUUGUACAGUUGCCGUGGGCAACUUUAUGGUCCAUUUUAUUUUUCUUCAUGCUGAUCACUCUCGGGCUUGACACACUGUUUGCAAGUUUUGGAACAGUAAUGACAAGCCUGCUGGACCAGUUCCCUGAGUUCCUCCGGUCAAAGCGUCUUUAUCUGACAGCUGGUGUUUGUUUGUUAUUUUAUUUCCUUGGCCUUGUGUGUGUAACACAGGCUGGGAUUUAUUGGUUUCAUUUAAUGGAUUAUUUCUGUACUGGAUGGAUUCUCAUUACAGUUGGUCUGUUGGAACUCCUUGGUCUCAGCUGGGUCUAUGGGAUAAAUAGAUUCAUCAAGGACAUUGAGAUGAUGAUUGGGGAAAGGAAUUGGUUCUUCUGGCUGUGGUGGAGAGCGUGUUGGAUUCUGAUCUCUCCGUGUGUUUUAAUUGCAAUCUUAAUCUGGUCCGUAACAACAUUUGCCCCUCCAACAUACGGACCUGUUGAAUACCCUGUCUGGGCAAUAGCACUGGGCUGGUGUAUGAUCACCUUCUGUACUAUGUGGAUUCCCAUCGUGGCCGUAGUGAGAGUUGUCCAAGCUGAGGGCUCCACCUUGUGGCAGAAAAUUUCUGCCGCAUGCGCGUCAGCUCCUGAAUGGGGACCAUACCUGGAACAACACAGAGGGGAGAGAUACAGAAAGAAGCCGGAUUCUACAGAAGCCCUGAAUCAUGUGCAACCUCUUGCCACUCCUCAGAUUUGA